Loxodonta africana (African savanna elephant) is the source of this 6592-nucleotide messenger RNA. It is a transcript of the gene SPMIP10, whose product is annotated as sperm microtubule inner protein 10. Lineage: Eukaryota; Metazoa; Chordata; Mammalia; Proboscidea; Elephantidae. The record is from RefSeq and is a predicted model, not a curated record. Gene Ontology annotation, biological process: flagellated sperm motility. The transcript is spliced from 3 exons. The coding region runs from base 996 to 1400 and encodes 134 amino acids.
AUGAAAGUACAUCAGGGAAUAUUUGAAAAUGUAAAUGCUACAUGUGGUUGUAAAUAUUGCUAAUUGUUAUAGUAAAAGUUAAGGUUUUUAAACAGCAUUAAUGCCUGAAGCUACUUUAUCUGCAUUGAAGGAAUCUUCCCUCUCCGCCCCCCCCCCCCACACACACACCCCCCCCCCGGUUCUUUUUCAUCAUUAGUUGGUUCCUUAACAUUUGGAAACCACGCAGAAUCCUGACUUGUAUUGCAGGCUUCCAUUUUUAAGUAUCUUGCAGGAUUUAUCUUUAUUAAAAUUACUCUUCCCUCAGCCUUUCUGUCAAUCUAGGAAGUAUCUAUCCAAAGUGUUCUCAGGUAUUCAGUUGAUACUCUUACCAAACCAGCGAAUCUUAACGGUAAUUCUUCCUCCUCAGUCUAACAUUUUUUCCUACUAGCUAGCUAGCAGGAUUUACCUUAAUGAGUCUUCCACCUCUCUGUCAUAGUAACUUAAGUGCUCAUUUCCAGUCUUUCCUUGUUAAAAUAAGUUUUCAUUAUCUAAAAUAUUCUGCAGUGUAACACAUCGUAGAGGUUAGAUUAGUUUGGGUUUAAGGGAAUCUGAUUUAUGUUCCUCAAGCGUGUAUUAAUAGAAAGGUGGUUAAACACAAAGGGCCCAUAAUAGCAAUGUGCAGUGUAAAAAAAGGAAAAUUAUAGUCAAUGGCAAAUAGGGAAUGUUAAUAUGAAGUGAUGAUUUGUAAAAAUUAUUUAGCUCAACAUAAUUUAUAGUACAUUUGCAUCAAAUUUGUAAUAACAUCUACAAGCAUCCUCGUUUUUUAAUUGUUCAUAAGAUGAUCUACUCAAAAAGGAAAGUAGAAACACUAAAAAUAACUGAGCUUGGUACUCUUUAACUACUAAUGUAACUGCUCAAGGUUGCUAUGAAGUUAGAAAACAUUACAUUAGAGACAGUAGUGUCAUAAUUAGUGAGUUAGUGAAGUUCUAGAUGAGAAUUCUGUCAUUGCUGCAAUUAUGGCUUCAGGAAAAGACACUUGUCCAUCUUUACCUAAACUCACCAAUAGCUGCUCUGAUGAGAGUUCAUACAAGGCUCCUUAUAAGUAUACUGAUGUUCAUUUGCCACGGUUUUCAUUAAAGCAAGGGAUGAUUCCAAGAUACUAUGUUAUGCCUUGGAAGGAAAGCAUGAAAUUCAGGAAUGUGAAUAUGAAGCAUGCAGAAGCGUGUGGGAUAUACACUGGCCCUUUAGAAGACUCUCUGUUUCUGAAUCACAGUGAAAGGCUUUGCCAUGGGGAAGAUCGUAAGGUGGUCUUGAGGAAAGGCCCACCAGAAAUAAAAGUUGCAGAUAUGCCUUUGCAUUCUCCCCUCUCCAGAUACCAAAGCACUGUGAUUUCCCAUGGCUUCAGAAGACGACUGGUCUGAUGAAACAAAAAUAAAGUAAUAAAGUGUUUCAAUGUGUGUGUGUCUCUCUCUCCCUCUCUCUUCUCCUCUCCCAUCUACCUCCUCUCUUUCCGGUAGAUAUUUAAGUCCAUUAUACAUUUGCAUUUCAUCUACAGGUUGAGUUUGUUAACAGUGUCUUAGCCUGGGUUCACUAGAGGAGCAAAACCAGUGAAGUAUAUAAAAAUACGUGUAGAGAGAAAUUUACUUCAAGGGAAUGGCUGACACAAUUGUGGGAUCUGGAAAGUCCAAAAUCUGCAGGUCAGGAGGCAGGCUGGUGGCCUCUGCUGGCUCACGGGGUUACGGGGGUUGGCAAAUCCAAAAUCUGCAGGCCAGGCUACAGGCCUGAGACUUCUGCAGGCUUAUGUCCCAAGAACCGAAAGUCAGGCAACAAGCAGAGUGCAGGGUUGAGCUCUUGCCAGAACUUCCAUUUAUAUACUGGAGCAGGCCACACCCCAGUCUUAGGCUCGGUACUCCAAAGAAAAAAAACCAGUUAAAUGUAUAUAUAUAUAUAGAGAGAGAGAGAGAUACCAAGGAAAUGGCUCACGUGGCUGUAGAGGCUAGAAAGUCCAUGGGUCAGGCUGAAGGCUUCUCCUGACCUGUGUAACUGCGGGGGCUGUCGAAUCCAAGAUAGGCAGGUCAGACAGCAGGGCUCUGGCUCACAGGCUAUGGAAGCUGACUAAUCUCAAGAUUGACAGGUAAGCUGCUAGCUCAAGUCCCAAGAACCAGCUGUCAGAUGAGGAUCCAGAGCAAGCAAAAGCUGGUGAGCUUUGCCAGAGAGUCCACAUAUACUGGAUGCAGGCCACACCCCAAGGGAACUCCCUUUUAACUGAUUGACUCCUCAUAGAUCUUAUCAUAGAGGUAAUUACGUUAUAUCAGAUCUCAUUAUGGAGGUGAUUACAUCAUUACAUAGCUGCCAAACUACAUCAUUACUGCCAAACCACUGAGAAUUAUGGCCCAGCCAAGUUGACACACACAACCUUAACCAUGAAACUUACCCUUUCAACUGACUGGCUGCUCACAUCAAGUCACAAAAUGGAAGAUGAUUACAUUGUGUCUGCCAAAUCAUGGAGAGUCACAGCCUAGUCAAAUUGACAUAACAUUAACCAUCACAAAAGGCUAUAAACCAAUUGCAUAGUUUGUAGAUAAAAGCUUUAGAAAGGAAAUAGGCUCUGAAAACAGCUGAGAUGAAGUGGGGGAGUGAGAAAAACUGCCUCACCUUUUGCUGACAUUGAUUUCACAUCACAUAAUUAAAAGCAGACUGGCCCAAUCCCACCCUCUUCCCUCACUACUACCUUUCUUUCCUCCUCAUCCCAUUUAUGAUGGUUAUUCCCUCCAAAAUAGUUUCAGAUGAGACACACUGGAAUGUCAGAGUUUCAGGGUAUAGAAAUUAUUUUUGUUACUUUUCUGACUGCCCCCAACACUUUUCUGGCCUUACCCCACCAACUCACACACCCACCAGUGUACUCUGGACACUGGUAACUAUUCAACAUGGUAAUUAGAAGUGUUCGGCAGACAAUUCCAUGACAUAGUUUAGCUAAGGGAGAUGUACUUUUGUGUUGGUUCCAUGUAUCCAAAUAAUCAAUUUGCUAGAGGAAUUUUUUCACAUAAUUUAACAGCUAAAGAAUUACCAUAGCAGAUCCAAGCCAUGCUUCAUCCAGCCAACUGCUUAUAUCUGGCAAUAGCACCAAAGAAACUAUUAUACAAAGAUACAGAUGUCCCUCUAACAUCAAAUUAAAACAGAAAAAACUAAAUAAAUACAUGUGGUGUUGGUCUCUAUCAAGUCAAAUACAUAUAUACAGGGUAAUUAAAAGAACACAAAAUUUUUUUCUCAGUAAAUAGUUUACAUAUGAAUAUGUAAUCAAAAUUUAUAAAUGUUUAAAGAAACAGUACAGUUAUUUAUUCAAUGUUACGAAUGUUCAGUAUGCCCCCUUCAUAUUGCACAAAAACCAAACCCAGUGCCAUCGAGUCGAUUCCGACUCAUAGUGACCUUAUAUGACAGGGUAGAACUGCUCCAUAGAGUUUCCAAGGAGCACCUGGUGGAUUCGAACUGCCAACCCUUUGGUUAGCAGCUGUAGCACUUAACCACUACGCCACCAGGGCUUCCUUCAUAUUGCACAGUACAUAGCAAUUCUCUUGUCUAAUACACACCAGGCCCUUUGUAGCGUAUCGUAGUGUGAUGGAUUGCUUUUGUGUGACCUUUUUGUGUCUUGUAACUCCCACCCAAGUGAUUGGGUAAGGCCAUGCAAAAAAGAUCUAUGGAGCCCUAAUGAAAGGACGGGUCAGUUUUGCCAUCUCACUAGGCUUAAAAUGAGCCAUUCCCAGAGGCGAAAGGAGAGGAUCUCACCACUACCAAGGAAGAAGGACCAAGAGUGGAGCCCAGGAUCCCUGAGCUGAGAAACUCCCAGAAUCAGGAGACAGCACACUGUAAAACUGAAGACAGCGAGAAGCAGUGGCAGAGAAACAGCGGCAGGAGAGACCAGCAAGAGACCGCACAGUGGGCUUCUCAGCCCACAGAGAGAAAGCUGAGUGCCUUUGGGCAGGCAGGAGGCUUGCUGGAAGAGUCGAGUGCCUUUGGGCACUUGGUGGAGCUAGGUUUGCUGACCCACCGAGCUAGAGCUGAGUGCCUUUGGGCCAAGUCUUACUGGUGGAGUGUUGUGUCUUUGGGCACCCCAAAGUGUUACAAAGCACCUAAAAGAGCUUUGUAACACUUGCCCAAGCAGGGCCAGAGGCUGAGGGGCCAAAGAGAGGCACACCUGCAGACACAGUUGAGAAAAGGCUGUCCUGAUGGAAGAACUGUAUCCUGAGCAUUCCUGAACCUGGACAGUAACCUAUUAACGAAAAAAACCAAACCCCUUGCCCUUGAGCCGAUUCCGACUUCCAGUGACCCUAUAGGACUGGGUAGAAGUGCCCCAUAGAGUAUCCAGGAGCUGCUCUUGGAUUGGAACAGCCGACAUUUUGGUUAGCAGCUAAGCUCUUAACCACUGUGCCACCAAGGCUGCAAGUUACUUCCCUAAUAAACUCCAUAAUCAUGAGUAUUGUCUGGGAGUUCUGUGCAGCCAUUGCAGUGAAUUAUUGAACCCAGGAGAGAAGUGGAGAGUGCCACGGGAGGGGCGGUUGGUGUCAGAAUUAGUAAAGAGGUGGAGGGAGGAGGAACGUCUGACUUCUGCCUCAUUGGAAUUAGCUUUGGCUGUUGAUUUUCCUUCCCCCUUGUGAAGUUUUUUUUUUUUUGUGAAGUUAGAGGUCAGAUGCCACCACCACACCAUUUUUACACAUAACAUCAAAAAUACUUGAAAUUGCAGCCUUAGAGGAGAUGUAGUGCAAAUUUGAGAUUCUUGGCAUAUCCUCACUGAAAAAUAGAUUAUUAAAUACAUUUUUGAAAGCGUUAGGCCAUUUUAAAUUAUCCUGUAUAUAUGUAUGUAUGUUGUGAAGAAUAGGAAGCACCAGUACAAGGGAGAGUUGCCUGGUGGACAAGGGAUGCCAUAAUACUUUUGCUGAUGGACUUUCUGAAAGGCUUCUUAGACCUCUGAAACAAACCAACCAAAAACCAGACCCAGUGCCAUCAAGUCGAUUCCGACUCAUAGUCACCCUAUACAGAGUAGAACUGCCCCAUAGAGUUUCCGAGGAGCGCCUGGUGGUUUCGAACUGCUGACCCUUUGGUUAGCAGCUGUAGCACUUAGCCACCACGCCACCAGAGUUUCCAGACCUCUGAAAUAGGCUUCCUUUAUUAGACAUAAAUAUUUUUAUUUAUUAAAAGUCUGUCCUUUGGGGAGGAUUAAUAGCCUUAUACCUUUAAAAAAAAAUAAAAACAGCCUUAUUGAGAUAUAAUUCACCGAACAAUUCACCUAUUUAAAGUGUACGAUUCAGUGGUUUUUAGUAUAUUCACAGCUAUGUGCAGCCAUCACAAAUUUUAGAACAUUUUUAUACCUCAAAAAGAAACCUAUACCCUUUAGCUAUCACCCCCAACCCUCUACCACCUCUAACUUUAAGUAACCACUAAUCUACUUUCUAAGUCUAUAGAUUUGCCUAUUUUGCACAUUUCAUGUAAAUGGAAUCAUAUAAUAUGUUGUCUUUUGUGUCUGGAUUCUUUCACUUAGCAUGUUUUCAAGGUUCAUCCAUGUUGUACCAUGUAUCAAUACUUUAUUCUUUUUUAUGGUCAAAUAAUAUUCCACUGUAUAGAUAUAUCACAUUGUUCAUUCAUUCAUCAGUUAACAUUUGGGUUGUUUCUACCUUUCAGAUAUUAUAAUACUGCUAUAAACAUUCAGGGAACCCUGGCCGCAUAGUGGUUAAGAGCUACAGCUGCUAACUAAAAGGUUGGCAGUUUGAAUCCACCAGGUGCUCCUUGGAAACCCUAUGUGGCAGUUCUCUGUCCUGUAGGGCUUCUACGAGUUGGAAUCGACUUGAUGGCAACAGGUUUGGUUUCUUGGUUUAUAAACAUUUGUGUGCAAGUGUUUGUGUGGAUAUAUAUUUUCAUUGCUCUUGGAUAUAUACCUAGGAAUGGAAUUGUUUUACUUCUUCCUUUCCAAUCCGGAUGCUUUUUAUUUCUUUUCUUUUUUGCCUAAUUGUCUGGAUUAGACCUUCCAGCACAAUACUGAAUAGGGGUGGUGAGAGCUAUGGGUUUUUCAGAGACCUUUAUCAGGCUGAGGAUGUUCCCUUCUAGUCCUAGUGUGUUAAAUGUUUGUAUGAUGAGGGGUAUUGAAUUUUGUCACAGGAUUUUUCUGUAUCUAUUGAGAUCAUCAUGUGAUUUUUCUUUUUUAUUAUUUUAGUAUAGUGUGUUACACUAAUCGAUUUUUUGAUAUUAAACCAACUUUGCAUACCUGAGAUAAAUCCCACUUGGUUGAUGUAUAGUUCUUUUUACACACUGCUGGAUUUAGUUUGCUAGUGUUUUUUUGAGGAUUUUGUAUCCAUAGUCAUAAGUUAUUUGUCUGUAGCUUUUUUGUGAUGUCUUUAUCUGGCUUUGGUACCAGGGUAAUACUAACAUCAUUAAAUGAGUUAGAAAAUGUUUUCUCCUCUUCUGCUUUUUUUAAGAGCUUGAGAAAAAUUAGUAUUAAUUCUUCUAUACAUGUUUGAUGCAACUAACUAGUGAAGCCAUCUGGGCCUGCUCUUUUCUUUAUUAGUAGUUUUUUGAUUACUAAUUGAAUCUCUUUACUUAUUAUAGGCCUGUUCAGAUUGUCAGA